AUGACUACUACUACUACUACUACUACUACUACUACUACUACUACUACUACUACUACUACUACUACUACUACUACUACUACUACUACUACUACUACUACUACUACUACUACUACUACUACUACUACUACUACUACUACUAUUACUACUACUACUACUCACAUCGCUUUUGAUACUACUGCCAUUACUGCCAUCGUUCUUACUAUUAUACUGCAAACAUCAGAACUUGUUUCAAACUUCCCGGAUGAUGUAGAAAGCGGAAUAGCUGAUUUCAGAAAAAAUGAAAUGUCACUACAGGCUACAAUAAGUAAUAAGGUUCGGAAUAGAUCUGAAAGACUUAGAGCAAUCCAAAAAUAUGUGAAUUGUAAAAGUAAACUACAACAUGAAGAAUCUUUCAGUUUAUUUCUCAAAGUCCCUGAUUAUUCAACUCUGAAGAACUGCUUCAUAGAACAAGAAAAGAUUUUAGAAGGACAGAAGUCAAAUAGCAAAAAGAAAGUUUGCAAACCACCUAAGUCAUUCUCUGAACAAGUUAACUACGAAUUCGCUUCGAAAUAUAUUGGGCACACACUAAGUUUAUUACAAAGGAUAUAUAACGACUUGUAA
This is a messenger RNA of Schistosoma margrebowiei, 600 nucleotides long. Lineage: Eukaryota; Metazoa; Platyhelminthes; Trematoda; Strigeidida; Schistosomatidae. The record is from the annotation of a GenBank genome assembly.